AUGGAGUGUCCAAACACUAAGAUCAUGAAACCCAACUCAAAUAUAUCAGAAAUUGUUUGCAAGUUAGCCAAAGUGCGCACAUUGAAAUCCAUUGGGGUGUUGUCCUCUGAAGCUCCCGAUUUCCAUCACUUGCAAAAGCCCAUUUGCAAUGUUGCUUCACUGAGUAAAAACAUCAGUGAUGCAAGUGAGGAGAGCAAAAUCUAUGGCCAAAAAAUCCAUCUGCAGCACAGUUUAGUACCUGAAGGAGAGGAUUCUUGUGCUAGUGUGGAGAUCAUGAAGAUAUUUGAUAAUGUUUCAGCUUUGAAAAUGGCAUAUCUUCAGCUUCAGCAAGCUCAUAUCCCUUAUGAUCCACAGAAGAUAACUGCUGCUGAUGAAAGAGUAAAUGCUGAACUUGAGAAACUAUGCAAAUUCAAGUUUGAAUAUAAGGAGAAGCAAAACAUGAAAGCCAAGUCCACUGCUGCAUGUUUUGAUCUUUUGCAAUCUAAAAUUGAGGCCAAAGAAGCUUUUUUGGGGAAGCUUAAGUCACUGAACAAUGCUAAAGAUUUUAAGAUUCUUCGGUUGCACCAAGAGCUCCAGGACUUGGAGAUGGGGAAUAAUAACCUGCAUGAGAAGAUCAAGAGGAUGAGUAAGAAGAGGAAAACAAGUGUUUUGAGUGUUGCAAAGUUCAAUGAUGUCUUCAAGGCUGCUUCAAAGUCAAUUCAUAAAUUUGCAAGGCCAUUAAUUAGCUUGAUGAAAGCUUCAGGUUGGGACUUAGAUGUGGCAGCACAAUGGAUUGAGAAUGAAGCUGUAUAUUCCAAAAGGUGUGACAAGAAACAUGCCUUUGAGGCCUACAUUGCAAGAAGAAUGUUUCACGGGGUUUCUUUGACAUCUUAUGAUGUUGGUGAUAUCAUGAAGUUUGAUGAUCCAAUUGAUGCACUGAUGGAGAAUCCAGACUCAGAUUUUUCAAAAUUUUGUAGAACAAAAUAUCUUCUAGUUGUUCAUUCCACAAUGGAAGAGUCAUUCUUUGGGAAUUUGGAUCACCGAGCUUUAAUAUUGUGUGGUAAGCACCCAAGAACAGAAUUCUAUCAGUUAUUUGCGAAAAUGGCUAAAUGGAUUUGGGUUUUAGUAGGUUCUGCAGCGUCAAUAAAUCCCGAUGCAACCAUGUUUUUUGUAAAUAGAGAAAGCAUGUUCUCUGCUUUGUGUAUGCAACCUGUUGAGGAGGAAAGAGAGAUUGCUGUUCUUUCAGAUGAAGAAAGAGCCACUUACAAAGUUCAGUUCAUGAUUAUGCCUGGAUUUAAAAUUGGACAGACAUUGGUAAAAUCUCGAGUUUAUAUCUCAAAACAAUGUUAA
Abrus precatorius (Indian licorice) is the source of this 1329-nucleotide messenger RNA. Its product is annotated as protein GRAVITROPIC IN THE LIGHT 1-like. The transcript has a single exon. Lineage: Eukaryota; Viridiplantae; Streptophyta; Magnoliopsida; Fabales; Fabaceae. Bases 1 to 1329 code for a protein of 442 amino acids. The record is from RefSeq and is a predicted model, not a curated record. Gene Ontology annotation, biological process: response to red or far red light; negative gravitropism.